CUCAAGCAAUAAUUCAUGAUGACCAUUUCUAAGCCAACUAGGAAUUAUAAAACACAAACAUGAAUAGCAUCUUUUACAACUUCUCCAAUGGCCUUCAACUCAAUCUUCUUUCAUGGCUUCAUCUUCAUCUUCGUAACAUUUAUCUUAACCAUCAGCCAAAUUGACUGCGUUGACAACAAUACUACAAGACAAGAUAAAACUGCCCUCUUUGUGUUUGGCGAUUCAACAGUGGAUCCUGGGAAUAAUAACUACAUCAACACUACUCUUGACUUCCAAUCAAAUUGGUGGCCUUAUGGUGAAUCAUAUUUCAAGUACCCUACUGGUAGACCUUGUGAUGGUCGUCUCAUCUCUGAUUUUAUAGCGGAAUAUGCUAAGUUGCCACUCAUACCAUCUUAUUUUGAAAUUGAGAGGAAAGGAUUUGUUCAUGGAGUGAACUUUGCUUCAAGCAUAUGUGGAUGUUUAGUUGAAACCAACCAAGGUCUUUGUAUAGAUCUUAAAACGCAGUUGAGAUAUUUCAAGAAGGUGGUGAAAAAGUUGAAGAAGAAGCUGGGGGCAAAACAGUCCAAAAAACUCAUCUCAAAUGCUGUAUACAUGAUUAGCAUAGGAUCAAUUGAUUAUGGUCAACCUUUCCGCAAGAGUCCUAAUCAAUUUCCAUAUCCUAAGCAAGAAUUUGCAAAUAUGGUACUGGGAAAUUUAACAUCCGUUUUAAAGGAAGUUUACAAGAGAGGAGGGAGAAAAUUUGCCAUAUUUACGUCGGUUCCCUUAGGCUGUUUUCCAAGUGCUAGGGCUUUUGUCCUUCAGCAAAAUAAGACAGAUGACUGCUUUGAAGAACUGAAUGUGCUGCUGAAAUUGCACAAUUCAAUUCUUCCGACAAGACUCAAGCAAUUACAAAAGGAACUAAAAGGAUUUACGUAUACAUUGUUUGAUCUCUAUAAAGUAGUUGAUCAAAGGAUUAACAACCCUUCUAAAUAUGGUUUUGAAGAAUCAAAGAUGGCAUGUUGUGGUACAGGACCCUUUCGAGGAAUUAACAGUUGUGGGGGAAGAAGGAAAGUGAAAGACUACCAACUCUGCCAAAACCCUAAGGAUUAUGUAUUUUUUGAUUCUAGUCAUCCUUCAGAAUCUACCUACAAACAGUCUGCUGAACUAUUAUGGCAUGGAUCUCCUGAUGUCACUGCACCUCAUAGCUUAAAAUCUUUUUUCCAACUUUCUGGCUAGCUCGAUCGAAGCUAGAAAUAACUUCCUCUUCUCACGUUGUAUGUGUACAUCCUUUUUCUUUAAUUCAUCACAAAAUAACACUACUCCAUUUGGUCUAAAUAAAAUAAAAUGGGGACUACUCUUAUCAUAGUACCAAAAAAUCACAUAAAGUCGCUGUUACGACAUUCUUAAUUACAAUUUCCCCCUCUUUUACAUGUUAGUAUGGUUGGUACCCAUUGUAUUGUAUUGUAUUUUAUUAAUUACAUGUUACCCAUCCAUUCUUUAUA
Nicotiana tabacum (common tobacco) is the source of this 1481-nucleotide messenger RNA. RefSeq names its product GDSL esterase/lipase 1-like. Gene Ontology annotation, molecular function: lipase activity. Lineage: Eukaryota; Viridiplantae; Streptophyta; Magnoliopsida; Solanales; Solanaceae. The record is from RefSeq and is a predicted model, not a curated record.